AUGUCCGACUCCGAGAAGUUGUCCGGAAAUGAGAACAACGGCAAUGACUCUUCCAUUGAAAAUCCCGCCCAGUCAACAUCUCAAUCAGCAGAGGACUUCAAAGAGGGUGGCUCUGGAUGGGUUGUCAUUUUCGCCGUCUUUCUACUCAAUUUCCACACGUGGGGAUUGAACUCGACCUUUGCUGUGUUCUUGGCAUACUAUCUGAAGACGAACGCUUUUGACACGACGCCGCUGGGAUAUGCAUUCGUCGGUGGACUCUCCAUUUCUAUAGCCCUCCUAGCUUCUCCACUUACGACCUUUCUUGCUGGCUGGAAACGAUUUGGCACCAGAUGGACGAUUUUUCUUGGAGCUGUGUUUGAGACUAUUGGUUUCAUCGGUUCGUCUUUCGCCUCGCAAUUAUGGCACAUCCUACUAAGCCAGGGCGUCUCCUUCGGCCUCGGAAUGGGCCUCUGCUUCGUUGCCUCCGCCGCCGUGCCCCCUCAAUGGUUUACCAAGCGCCGGUCUUUCGCCAAUGCCAUCGCAGCUUCUGGAUCAGGGUUCGGCGGCCUCUGCUACUCCCUAGCCUCGAACGCCAUGAUUGCGAGAAUCGGCCUGCCAUGGACCUUCCGUGUCAUCGCCAUCAUCUGUUUCGUAGUGAACGGGGCAGCCAGCUUCUUCAUACGCGAUAGGAACAAGGCUAUCGGUUCCGUCCACGUCCCUUUCAACUGGCAACUCUUCAAGCGACCAUCCUUUCUGAUGCUCGAGGCUUGGAUGGUCCUGUCUAUACUUGGCUAUACCAUUCUCGUCUUCAGCAUCGUCGCCUACUGCCAAGAAGUUGGCCUCUCAUCCUCCCAAGCGUCUUUGGUGGGAGCAAUGUUCAAUCUUGCCCAAGGCAUUGGACGUCCCGUCAUAGGGUUGUCCAGCGACUACGUAGGGCGUCUCAAUGUCGCUAAUUUCAGCACUUUGCUAUGCGGCCUUCUAUGCUUAUUCUUUUGGACAUUCGGGGCCAGGAGCCUGGCCUCAUGUAUCGUGUUCGCUCUCCUAAGCGGGAGCGUAGCUGGAGCCAUGUGGGCGACUAUUGCCCCCAUAGCUGCCGAGGUGGUCGGCCUAGCCAUAAUUCCGUCUGCUUUAGCAAUGACUUGGCUCGUGCUCGUCAUACCGGCUACUUUUGCCGAGGUCAUUGGCCUGAGUCUACGGCAGCCCGGAUCGUGGGGUUACCUCCACGCCCAGAUAUUCACUGGGUUCAUGUAUAUAGGAGCGUUCAUUUUCGGCUGGGGUCUCCGAGCCUGGAAAGUCUGGGAGCUGGAGCAGAUACGGCUGGACAAGGAGGAGCGAGAACUCGCUAUACGUGACGACGGUGUUGUGGGGACGGCUGACCUUGAGAGACAUGUUAGUCGGACGCCUACCGUUCGGCAGCGCGUUUUGAAACUCAGGGGACUUUGGUCCGUACAGCGUGUUUAG
Anthostomella pinea is the source of this 1440-nucleotide messenger RNA. The record is from the annotation of a GenBank genome assembly. NCBI's taxonomy places the organism in Eukaryota, Fungi, Ascomycota, Sordariomycetes, Xylariales, Xylariaceae.